AUUCUCUAUUAUAUUCAGAAUAUUCUAUAUGCUAUUGCAUUUAAUUAAAUCUUCUCAGUAAGUUUAUCGGAAGAAAUUAAAUUCGUGAACAUUUCGCAUAAUGAGUGAUUUCACGUAUCUGAAAAUACACGAUGUCUCGCUGUCCGCGGCCUGGCGUCGUGCAUAUCGCCAUCCUUGCUCCAGGAUGCUGCAUCCUAUGGCUGACUGCCUCGUCGUAGCGUUCCAGAUACUCGGCACGUGUCACGUACACUCGCGUGGAUACGACUCGAUCAAAGAAACGCAUGUCAAUUAAUGCGCUGCUUAGCGAGAAUUCGAUUGAAUAUUUCAGGCGUGUAUGGCUGCGUUCAUUUUGGCGCUUAUAGCGCGUGUAAGCAUCAUUUGUCCUUGUUUGAUAUUUGAUAGAAACAAGAAUGAAAUGAUGCUCAGAGCGAUGUUACAAGCGCCAAACGAACGCAGCCUAUGUGUCGACUAGAGAUGAUUAUUGAUAUUCGAUAUUAUCGAUUAAUCGAUAUUUUUCUGGUAUUCAAUAUGAAAAUAUCGAAUAAAAUCUUCUGGAUAGAAAGUCGAAUAGAUAGUUUUUAAUUACUCAUAAGAAACGAAUAUUUUUCACGUUAAUACCAUUUUGUUUUAAUGACUCAAUUAUAGAAUUUACUUAAGGAUUCAAUGAUUUUCUAUGCAGUCCAAGGCUGAUAUUACAUGUGUCGUACGGCAAGCUUUUUGGAUACGUUGAUUGGUUGACGAACAGAGAACCUAGAAAUACUUUAUUCGCCAACCAAUAAACGUAUCCGAAAAGCUUGUCGUACGACACAUGUAAUAUUAGCCUAAUACGUCGUCUACAAUGACAGUAGGAGUAGUAGUAAGAAAUAAGCAAAUUGACCAAUUCCAUUUUCACGAUUCAAGAAUAAUCGACUGUGAUUGAUCCAUUUACUUACUGCUUAUUUCUUACAGCCAUACUCUUAUGGCUAUUAUAGAAUGAGCUUUAGAGCUCCGCGUAGCACAUCGAAAGUAUAAUAAUGCAAAGCACUAUUUUCUCGAUAGUUUGUCAGAACUAUUUCGGACUUCAUUACGUUUUUUAGUACACAACAGUUUAAAACAGUAGUAGUAUUGAAGUUUUUUAUGGUUUUUCACAAAAUAUUCGAUAUUUAUUCGAUAUUUACACUAUUCAUAUUCGAUUAAAUACUUUUAAAAUUAUCGAAAAUAUUAAUAUUCGAUUUUUUCGUGCGAUAUGGACGUCUCUAGUGUCGACGACACGUGUGUCGCGUAGCGUGACGUGAACUGUACUGGCGCUCGGUCGGGGCGAGGGGGUGCGCGACGCGCCGGAAUCUGCAGACAAUCGGCAAGAGACGCAAGGUGUCCCGCCCCUUGUCAUCAAUCGUCAGCCGCCGGCGGCCCGCCCACCGGGCGCCGCGCGAUAACAAUCGCAACAUUCCAGACGAGUCUGGACCUUUGAGACGGUCGGCGUACGCGCGUCGCGACACUUUUCCACGUGCUUCCAUUGCGUUCCGCGGCAGACGCGGCAUACCGCGGCGCGUUACUUCUCACACAUUUGGCCCGAGUGAUUAAAAUAUUCCGCCGACUCUGCUACAUACGCGAUUAGUCUCGCGUCGUGCCGCGUUAUUUAAUAUACCGUGUAUCUACGAUCGGAUCGUGCGAGUGACAGUGUCAGUGUCGGUGCCAUGACGGAGCAGCCGGGAUGUCGGGAAGGCAGGACGUAGGAAGUCGGCGCGUGGGCAGCGAUACUUCGUGCAUAUUUCCAGAUGUGGCGGCGUCAGUGGAAGUUCACUUUGAGAACAAAGAUGGCGGCUUUUUCCUGAAACACGCGCCACGCCAGUUUUACCCAGCUCGCACGGACUCGGUGCCGGCGAUCUCGACAUCGUCGAAUAACAACAACAACAACAACAACAACAAUGGUCCGGGUACGGCGCCGUCGCCGCCGCCCGGCUCAGUCCUCUCGAUCGACAAGUUCACCGUCUUCCAGACGAGCGAGCCGGUGUCGGUGAGGGCCACGUACGGGCCCUUCAGCACGAAGCAGACCGUGCCGGCGCGCUACAUAGUUCCUGACCCGUUGGACGCGCUUCCCGGCCCGGAGACGCGGCGCAACCUCACCGCUGCGACGAUCCUCGACGCGCAGGAGCUCGGUGCUCGUCACCUCGACAUGUCGGCCCACUUGGUGGGUAACAGCGUGCCACGCGACUCUCCGGUGCUCAGGGUGCUCUUCCACGCCGGCAGCGAGGCCGGUGGCAGGCGUCAGCUGAUGUCAGCGCGCCACCAACGAGUCUGCGUGGUGCUGCACGCCAGCUUGGCGAACCCGAUGAGGAACAACAACCCCGCGAGUAGGAGCAACGGCCGCGGUGGUUACUCCUCCUCCUCCUCGUCAUCGUCCUCCUCCUCCUCCUCAUCUUCCACGUUGACUGCAGCGUGCAGCCCCGACGGCGAGAACGGCGUGUGCCUCGCGCAGAUUACUAUACCGGCCAGUUGGUGGACUCCGCUGCCACCACCCGACGCCUCCGGCCGUGUCAAGGUCGCCAAGAGUAUGCCGCGAUUGAUCCAGGUCGCUUACUCCGUGCUGGAACCGCGUACGGAGGAGGGGACGGGACUCGGCGGCGGUGGCGGCUCAGGUGCCGACGGCGGUUCGGGCUUCUGCCGACCCAGGGUGCAGAUUCAGCCGGUCACUCCCUUAGGUCAAGUGCCACUGGCCCCAAACAAAGCGGAUUACAAGGAGCUGAGGGCGGACGACCUGCUGACAUUGUUGGUGCCGCACGGUCCGCUCUAUCCGAGAUCCAGACUGUAUGUUCCGGCCUUCCUGCACUCCAAGGUGACGGAUCUACGGCCGCCGUUGAUCGUCGCGGUUUACAUCAGGGUGAAGGUGAGGCCGGGCGUGAAGAUCCUGGAGGCCUCGUCCAGCAGUCCAGACUGGAUCGUCGAUAACGAAGUCAACGCGAAGAACACGGCGGCGACGUUCACGGUGCGGCGCAAGGAGAAUGCGUCGCGUGUGCCGAGCACGUCCGCGGAGGAGAUAAUGACAAUGCUGCUGGAGGCCAGCGAGGAGGGUAUAGGCGAGAGCUACGACAGGGAUAGCGGCAGGAUCGUGUGGACUGUGCGUUACACCCUGGAGGGUGAGGAGGAGAACGGCUCACAGUUGACGGACAUCGAUCAGUCGCAGCGAAUGCAGCAGCGGCAAUUGCAACACCAUCAUCAUCAUCGCGUCGAUAAGAAGAAGGUGCAGGUGCGGCUGGAGAUACAGAAGGACGACAUACAGGCGGUGUUGCCGAUCUCGAAGAACUGGGAGGUGAUGAAUACCGCGGUGCUGACGGGACGUCAGGUAUCGCAAGGGAUGAAGGUUUUCAUCGUGAGCCAAGCCGGCACGGUGGCCGAUGUCACGUUGCAGUCGUCCUGUCACUCCGAGGAUGAGAGUGUUCUCAAGGUAUCGUCCUCGUGCAGCAGCGUGUACGUAGACGGCUCGGAGAUUCGUGGCUCGAGCAACGCGUCGGUGCUCGUCAAAUACGGCACGUACACCGGCUUGGCGAAGUUCACCGUGUGGAUGCCCGAGUUUCCGCUGGAAGUGACAGUCGUCGACACGCGACUCAGUCAAAUCAAGGGUUGGAAGGUGCCGGAGGAGCACGCGGUGAGCACCAAGAGCAAGCGCAGCCUGAACGCGACGGGUCCCGACUCGGAGAUCCCCACGCAGAGUUUCACGUCGACGUCGCCGCCGGCGACCGCGCGGGCCAAAAAGAGGAGCGCCGUGGAGCUCGAGGACUCCAUUGAGGACGACACGUCCAUGGACGUGGAUGACCCGGACACGGCGCUCGACGAGGACGAACAGGAGGAACGUUACCGUGGAAGCGAUCACGGAUGGGACAACUCGAUUGAGCGGAACCUACCGGCCACCUGCAGACUGCGCUUCCAGCAGAGCCCGGUCGAGGUGCACGCCCGGUUCCUCGCGACGGAUCACGACUCCGGCAGGAUCUCGUACUUCGUCAAUCGUCGCACCUGGCUGCGCGUCACCGACCUGGUGGCGGGCAUGUUGCGCGUCUCCGAUCCUCGGAUAGCGACGCUUCUCCAGGGCAGGAUAGUCCAAGGGCGCGGCGUGGGUCGCACAGAGGUGCAGGUGUUGUCGCCGAUCACCGGCAGAGUCAUCGGCGCGAAGGAGGUCAGAGUCGGCAACGACCGCGUGUCAGUCACGCGUCUCUCCGUCACGGUGGUCUCCGGACUUCAGCUCAGCAUCAGUCCCGACACCGCGAUCGAGAACGGAUACGUGGCCGAGACCUCCGUCACCAGGAGAUUGACCGCUCAGUAUCAGGAAGGUUUAUUGGACAUCGACGUCGAGUUCGCGGACGGGUUCAGGACGCCCCUGAGGGAAAUCGCCGUGAGCGAUUACCAUUUGCUGGUCGAGAGUAUGGACAAGGAAGUUGUGGUGUUCGCGCCGAUGGUAGCGUCGCAUCAUCCCCGGGUCAUCGCGAUCGGCGAAGGCCGCGGCGAUUUGCUGCGCGUCAGUCUACAAUUGGCCGACUCCUGCCGGCUCUCCGGCAGACGUUCCAGCAAAACCUCCCAGAGGACCGCGGCCGCCGCGCUGGCGAGCGCAUCCGCCAACGUCGAGGUGGAUUUCACCUCCAGCGAGGUCCCCAAUCGGCCGGAAUUCGUGCAGAACGACGGCGGCGGCACGGUCGGCUCACAAAAUCACAGGGAACGGAAAACCAGCCGCGGCGAAAUGGCGCCCGAUCUGCAUGACAUUAUCAUCGGGUUACCGCUGAAAGACGAGAACGGGCACGAGCACGAGCCUUUGGUGCAGGCACGGCAGCAUCGCACAGCUAUAGCUAAUGGCAUGUCUUCAGGGGGUAUGAGCGGCGUCGGCGUGCGUCACCACGGCGGGGCGCGCAUGAGUCCGCUCGAGAUUGGGAUGUACGUGCUCCUAGCGGCGUUCUGCUUCGCGAUCGUUGUCUUUGUCGUCUCCUGCGUGGUGUACGCCAGCAAGUUCAAGCCCCAGCCGCCGGACUCCCCGCUAGCCGGCGCAGCCGUCCCGGUGCUCUCCAGCGCGGCCAGGGCGCGCGCCGCGGCGAACCAACUGGCGUCUGGCAGGCGACCGCCGCGAGAAUCGACGACCAACGCACACGACUGGGUAUGGCUGGGCAGAGCGACCCUCGAACGAGCGGCCUGCGGUCCGCAACAGGUGCGCGUAACGAGUAAUCCGCUGGCGGCCGAAGGUGAGCCUGAGGCCGAGCUGGGCACAUGCUUCGACAAUCCGAAUCACAUUGAGCUGCCAUCCGCGAUUCAACGGCCCAGCGGCGCCAGCGGCGCUAUCGACACCACGACUUAUUGCAAGAGGGACAGGAUCGCGCGGAACAGCUUCGCCACGAAAUCCGCGAUCAAGCCAUCCACGGUGAUAACGCCAGUGACCACUGCGACGGCGGCGACCACCACGACGUCGAUGGCAGCCGCGACAAUGACCACCGCGCGGAAUGACAACGACGACAUUCCUCCGCCAUUACCACCUCACGGGGUACCAACUGCGAUCUCGAUGUCGACAGCAACAGCCGCUACGACGUUGGCAAUCGGUGCGAACGGAAACAACGGCAAUGAAGACUACAAGCCACCAGUACCGCCGCAUAGGAACACAGGAGUGAGCGUACGACUUCCGGAACCGCCGCGCAAACAUCGUCACAGGGCGUCCAGCAGCGGCAGCAGCCAUCAUGGAAAUCAUCGGCACAGCAAGCAGCAACAGCAGCAACAACAGCAACAACAACAGCACCAACAACAGCACCAUCAUCAGUCGUCGCACCAUAUCAAGCCGCAUGGAAAGACGACCAGGGUGGACAACAACUCGAAGCAGCAACAGAAGGGAGACGAUGAGGAACUCGUGGAGCUGGUGAACGGCCACGACGACAGACACUCGAAAGAUGCGAGAUCCCGGGAGAUCAAGAGGGCGACCAUAGUCGGCAAUCCGAUGUUCUCGUCGUUCUCCACAUCCGCCGUCGUCUCCAGCGUCAACUCCUCCUGCACUCCCACCGCGGCCUCGUCAUCCACGUCCCCGCCGUCCUCGUCGCCGUCCUCUUCGUCCUCCUCGUCCUCCGCCUCAUCCUCCUCGUCCUCCUCCUCGUCCUCUUCUCAAGAGCAGGAGGAGUCGGUGGCGCUCGACGACCUCAAUCUGGGUAUGGACUACAACCAGAUCAUGCAGUACUUCGACAACCUGAAAGAGUCGAAUGCCUAGGUGAGGCCGUUCGACCUCUUCGAAGGUCGAGUAGUCAACGUCGAUAUGGAACACCGGGAUCCUCGCUAGCGCGCGCGAGGAUCGAACUGUCCACCUCCGCUUGCACUCUCGUCGCUCUCCGAGAGCUCGCCGGUGACAACUGCGGCUCGCGCGAACGACUCCGCUACGUCGAGGACGACCCCGGUUGUUUCGUAUUUUAGACUAUAGUCUAGUCAGCUUUCUAGCAGCACGUCAAGAGCAACGCGCGCGAAUACGAACACACGUACACACACACACGUUCAUAUACACGAAAAAAGGAUAACGCUCCUUCACACAAUUUAUACAGUCUCUCGAUGAUUCGUCACAAACGCUAACAGUUUCCCCGAACGACGACGCGAGUUCCUGAAAUUUUACCUAUGUUUUCUUUUUAUAGCUUUUACGAAUUAUCGACUAUCAACGGCGAAUUCUUUUGCUAAUCGAUACUUUUACGCGAUCUCUAAUUGUAAGUUAUUUUCUCUUCUUUAACGAAGUCUUUAGAUCUUGUCGUUUAGACUGAUAACGUUCGAUAGCAGAGAAGCAAUUUGGAGAAAAUAAUAUUCUUAUUUCAAUGUCGACAAUGUCUUCACCUCGGACAAGACACAUGCGCAAAGUCGAAAUUAUUGGCGCGACAAAUCGGUCGGAGCACUGUCCGUGUACACACAUACACACCCACACACACGCAAGAGGCUUUAAAAAAACUGACUGUCGGUGGCCAGUGGGGUAGGUAAAUCGCUCGCUCGACGACGACGAGCGUCACACGACGAUUCGACGUUUCGUCCCUCGCUGCGAGCUUCCCUUCGUUUCGUGGGAUCGCCGAUCCUCGCUCUUGCCCCCGCGCCAUCUUGAUCUCUCGCUCAAGCCCUUCCUCCGCUGUACUACGGUUCCUCCUCCCGUUGUCGGGCCGCGAGAGGUGAGCAUAAUAAGGCAGCUACGAGAUGCAGCGCAUUUUGAUGGCGCGCCCGCGCACGACCUCGACAAUACGUGCGACGAAUCGCGAAAAUUUCUCCAAUUUCUACCAUCUUCGCGCAUCUCCCUCCUGUGCAUCGUGCGUUGUGUGCUAUAGAUGAACCACAUACCCGACGACGACGACGACAACGACUACGGAGUCUUUUGAGUUAGAGAAUUCUGGAAUUCUCUCGUAAAAUCGCACAGAUUCGCGAAGAAUACGCCGAAUCCGAAGUAUCCGAAGUGUAGGAUCUCUCUUCCUAGCUCUUUCCACCAAUCUCUGGUCCUCGUUGGGUAUUCAUUUCACGUACGAUGCCGUCGCGUCUAUCUAGAGAAAAAACUGACGUCGAGGUUGAGAUGCGACGCGCGAUCAGGAUACGACAGAGCCUCCACUUGCGACCCGACCCUCGCCGGAGGACACAUAUUUAUUCAAUCGACCGUACGUCGUAAUGUUUGUAAAUUUUGCUUUGUAAGACUGUGUACAUGUAUAUAUUAUAUAUACAUAUAUAUAUAUAUAUGCGAUAGCGCGCAUGUUAAUUAUGGACUUACAGAUUUAAAGUUACAUUUGUAUGGCUAUAUAGAGAGAGAGAAUCGCAAGUCGUUCGAGGACUCGAACGAGAGGAACGUCGCCGACGACGAGAACGCGUAUACGUUAUAUACUACGACGCCCCGAACGCUGCUCUCUGGUAUCGCUUCUGAAAGAUUACCCCUCGCCCCUCGACUGGAUCCCACGAUCUUCUUAGGUGUAAAAGAAAAAUACUCGCGACGCGUUCUUCAAUUUUUAUCAAUGCCGAAUGUCGCUUCGCGCGCUUUCACGUGAGCGUAUCCGCACGCGCGUGUAUGGUGUAUGAAAGAAAGAAAGAGAGUGAAUGAGUGAGUGAAUAAGAAAAAGAGAGACAUCUGUUAGCGAGAUCUGUAUAUCGUGUAAGGCGCGUCUAGGUACUGGUACCUAGAUAUAACGUACGCGUAAACACAUGUCUAGGUACAGUAUCUCGGUUAAGUAUGUUUCCGCGCUUGAAACACAUUUGUAUCUAGGUACUACGUCAGUUGCUGCGAAGUAUCGUAACGUGUAUAUACAUAUUUGUCAUAUCAAGUGUAUAAUUGUAUAUUUACUGCGACGGUGUCCGAAAUAUUGAAGUCAGUUGGAACGUUCUGACAGCGCGGCACGAAGAUUAUCCCACCUCUUGUUUCGUCACAUAUCCGUUCGUAUUGGAUUUCCUUUACCGACCAUGGUAGCCUUUCUCUCUUCGCGCGGUGUGUUUAACGUUCAGCAGUAUUCCAGGUGUCCGGGAGGGAUGUUCUUAGAAGUUUUAGCAAUCGUUUCGUAUGCACCAUCACGCAGGCGCAUCCUUUAUCCUGUAUCCGCAUUUGUACCUAGAUACAAAGAAAAGCCCUGUACGACACCGUUGAUGAUGCGCCAGUAAGAGCGAAAAUGUAAACUAAGCGAACAUAUCGUAGCUCAGACGUAAUUUUAAUUUAUGGGAUAGUUGAUUAAUAACGAAGAAGCUUAGCAUCCUUGAGAACUCGACUUAAGAAUGCCAAGAUUGAAAUUCAGAGAUCAGCUCGAUCGAUAAUUCGUCUAUUGGAAAAAUACACACCGAAAUAAAAUAAAAAAAUAUAGAAGAUCCUUCUGUCGAGACAGAAAGUAAAAUUUCAGAAAGUUGGUUCCAAAUUCAAAGUAUGAAGCGCAAAGUAAUAUCUUACAUUUUACACGAUUAAUUCUCCACUUUUGAUAUGAAACUAACAUUGUAACAUUUUUUCAAGUUCAUUCAUAUAUAAAUCUUUUACAACAAGGUACACAUAUAUCAAGCAUAAUUACCAGAUUGGAAAUUAUUCAGUACCUUUCGACAAGAGGAAUUCUUCACGGUCGGCGACGUGUGUUUGCUCAGUACAUGUGCUCUUACUCGCGUUCAUGACAAUGAGAAAAAAGAGAGAGGUCGUGCAAAAGAGAGAAAAAAAAGAUCUGUUCUUCCCGGUCGACUAGAAGUAGUUAUGAGCUCAUACAGUCGUCCCGUUGUUUUCCAAACUACAACUGAUCACCGCGAAGCGAUCGAGUGAAACGAAGCAAGACAUAAAGAUGUGAGAAGUGAGCGACCUACUCCAAGGAUUAUGCCAGGAACCUAUACUAUAAUAACGCAUCUAAGGACUACGUGUCUAAGUAUGUAUGUAUAACUCCAUAAGUUGUGUGUGUUAGCACAUCGCGUGGGACAAUAGUGAUUCGAUCGAAUCAGCGGCAACGACGCGACGCCUCGUUGUCGUGAACAAACGAAUGUACGAGUAACAGUUACUCGAAAUCGUCGAGGGAGAAUUGGAACAACGUACGUGCGAGUACCCCGCCGAGAGAAUCUAGUCUUAUAGCGUAAUUACUAAUAUUCAUAUAUAUAUAUAAAUAUAUAUAUAAAUAUAUAUAAAAAUAUACAUAUAUAUAUAUAUAUUUAUAUAUAUUAUUAUUAUUAAUCAACGUACAGUGCGAUCUACGUUGCCUUUCGUCCAAUAAUACGUAUCUCUCGAUUACCCCGCGAUCACUGCGAUGCGUCAAGCUUGAUUUAUGUGUAUAUAUACCGUCAACUCGUUAUCCACGUGCAUACGGCGAGACAAGAAAUCCCAUUCCGCAUUUAACGCUCAACGUAAGACCGUCUAAUGCUCGAUUUCAGACAACAAGCAACAGACAAA
This is a messenger RNA of Odontomachus brunneus, 9841 nucleotides long. RefSeq names its product transmembrane protein 132E (gene dtn). The record is from RefSeq and is a predicted model, not a curated record. NCBI's taxonomy places the organism in Eukaryota, Metazoa, Arthropoda, Insecta, Hymenoptera, Formicidae. The transcript has 10 exons. Bases 1694 to 6205 code for a protein of 1503 amino acids.